AUGCAGAAAACAACAGCAGAAAACGGAGACUACCUAUCAUUCGGCGACAGAAAUCAUGGACUAUCCACAAUGCUUAAGUGGCACGAACACAACCAGAAAGUUUUGAAAGGGGACAUCAUAGGAAUCACAGACGAAAAUACAUCAAUCACUAAAAACUGUAUCGUUAAAGUGAACCAAACGUCCUGUGAAGACUUCAGCGAUAGUACAGAUCAGUUGAAACACAGGGUAAGACAUAUAAAUUAUUGGAAAGCUGAAUUAGAAAGAGCUAUUAAAGAUAUAGACGCUGAAAUCAACGUUUUGGAAGCUCUAAGGCAGCAAGUGAAGAACGCUAUGGACACUUUAAAAAUACCGGAAUACAUUUCAGAAGAAUGCCUCGAUAUGAGACGGAACAGAAUGCAAUCAGACCUGAUAUACGACGAACCACAAGAAGAACUAUUCACAGAAUCAGCUUUGAUAGAAAACGUUAAAAGAUUACACGGAGAAAUGUUGAGAGACAUCGAAAAUCAGAUGAAGAUGAAUGUUGCCGCGAAAACUGCACUCGAAGCUGAUUGGGGUAAUAAAUAUUUGGCAUUCAAAUACGAAAGUGCUAACGCUGAUUUGCAAACCAAAUCUGAGAAAGUCAAAGAUUCUGCCGGUGCUACAAGAUUAUCUGAAGGUCAAUCGGAUGUAACAUCAUGGGAACAUUACACUGUGAAUGCGCUACAACAAUUCAAAUCUGCUAUAGACAAAUCUAAACAGCUGAGAAGCAAAGUUGAAGCAGUUUUGAUAAAUAGCACAAGAGAUUUAAGAUCUCAAGACGUUAAAGUAAACGAAGCUUUGAGUUCAAGAAUCGCUAGAACGGAACAGGUGAAAACUGAAUUGGAAAAUCAAUUGCGAUUGACGUUGGUUAAGAUAGUUGAGACAGAGAAUAUAUUGGAGACAUUACACGACGAAAUUAUGAAGGUGUCUCAGCGGAUACAAGUGGCUCAGACGAGACUGAACACUAAAAAUAUUCGGCCUAACGUUGAGAAUUGCAGAGAGGGUUCUUUGGUUGGUCUUCUCGAUGAAGUCAGAGAUUUGAAUGAUAGCAUGAGUUUAUUGCAAAAAAGGUCUUUGGAGACGGAGAAAUUGAGGGCUGAUUUGAUACAUGAAAGGUCACAAUUGGAGAACGAAAUCAUGGUAAAGAAGAAGACGAUAUAUUUAGACAAUGAGAGGUGUCUCUUUUUGAGGUCACAUUUCCAGUCCGCUGAGAAAUUGUGUGGAUUUUAGGAAAUGCACUUAUUAAUAAUUUCUGAUUUAUUUAUAAAACGUUAUUCUUAUGUAUAACGAUCACAAUUAUAUCUAUAAUCACUUUCAACCUAAUAAUAAUA
Plodia interpunctella (Indianmeal moth) is the source of this 1349-nucleotide messenger RNA. RefSeq names its product tektin-3-like. The record is from RefSeq and is a predicted model, not a curated record. Gene Ontology annotation, biological process: cilium movement involved in cell motility; cilium assembly. The transcript has a single exon. The coding region runs from base 1 to 1248 and encodes 415 amino acids. Lineage: Eukaryota; Metazoa; Arthropoda; Insecta; Lepidoptera; Pyralidae. Gene Ontology annotation, cellular component: nucleus; microtubule cytoskeleton.